GCCUGUAAGUGCAAUUUUGCAGACUUGCUUCAUCCGUGCUCCGUCGGCGUUCACCUCCGCAUUAGUUAAGAACCGCAUGGCUGGAUUUCUUGUGUAAGACCUGGUUACCAACGACGAAGGGGCCAGGCAAUAGAGAUUCAUGUCUACGUAGUUCUUUUAACUAAGUCAGGAGUUGGUGAAUUAGCUAGGAUGGUCAGGUUGGCUAUGAAUAGGCUUGCUCGUGGAUUAAAAGGACUAGAACUCAGGCACUAAUCUAGAGCAAAAGAGCGUCCGGUAUUCGGACGCUGCCCUAUAGAGAAAAAAAAUCAGAAAUUUUAUUUUUCUUUGAAAACCUCAAAAACGAGGUCUGGCCAGGGGUGGGGCGAUACAGAAGCAAUAAAUCCCAAGAUUCAGUGCCCUUUUUCUGAUAUAAAGUGCCCUUUUUUCACUCACGGUGCCCUAAAGGAAAAUAUACCACAGCGUCAACAAUCUUCACGUAACAUAUACUUAUCUUCGCGAAGAAACUCGUGUGCGCUGCCAUGUUUACAUUUCGUGUUGUUUCCGUAGGUCAUUCACACUAAAUAUACUUCCACGCUAUCUAAAAUUGUUUGUUUUAUUUUGGUUUUAUUACCAACACAUGUGCACAACACAUAUUUUCGAUUUUUUAAACAAAAACACGAAUUGAACACCAUGUGUUUCGAAUUCUUUUCAAUUGUUUUGAAACAAUGAAAUAAUAAUUUAUUAAUGUCUUAUUAUGUUACGUAAUUACAUAAUCGACUUAAAGAAGAUUUCCAGAUUAUUUAUCCAAAGAAGUUGAAUUUCGUGAAGUUCACAGUUCGGGUUCAAAAUGCCAACGAAAAAAAGAUUAGAAAAGAAAAAAAACAUAGAGAAGUUAAAGGCUGCUAAAGGCUCAAAAACUAUUGCGCAAUGUUUUAGCUAUAAACAAGAUGAAGCUUCUAAUUCACAAUCGUCAAGUCUUGUCGAGAAUAGUGAAUUGAUCACGGAGGACUCUUCCGAUGAAGAAGUAUUAGAAAAAACAUGUAGCGAGGAGGACAGUGUUACGGAUAAAUCAGACGAAGAUGAAGAUGAAGUUUUAAACGACCCUGUUCCUGCUCCAACUGAAAACGAACAACGGCCUCACAUAGAUCACCGUCUUUACGAUCAAAGUAAAUACGAAAACAUAUAUCCUUGGCUUUACUACAACCAAGCUAUACAUGGAUAUAUGUGUAAAAUUUGCGAUGUGUAUUACGCUACUACGGCCUGUCCAAGUGGGGGUGAUCGAGGGGCAUGGUCACACAAAGGAGUCCAUUUCAAUGAAAAUGCUGGAAAAAAACUGAAACGCCAUUCGAAGGCAAGUAGGCACAUCAGAGCUGUCAAUGCUAUGACAAAUCUCCGUAUCACCGAUACCUUGGGUAAUGCCCCACAAGUUUCAGUAGCAGACCGACGGGAAGCUAAUUCCUUGUAUGUAGGAAAAUUGAUUCGCAUUGUGCAUUUUCUUGCAAGAAACAAUCUUCCAGUCAAGGCGUUAUAUCCUAAGAUGAUUGACUUCCUUGCAAACGAAAUGGAGGAGCCUAUCAUAAAACAGUAUCUCCGUAACUGCGCUAAGAAUGCCCAAUACACUUCUCAUGAGACAUGCGACGGAUUACUCACUGCAUUGGACGAGUAUUUAUGGAAACAAACUGACGAGAGGAUCCAAAAAUCUGUUGACUUAGUAUUGUUUGCGGACGAGUCCUCUAAUGCUGCAAGGAGAGAAAUGCUUGGGAUUUUCAUAAGCUCAUACGACGAAGACAAACAAGAUCUAUUUAUGGACUUUAUUUCCUUAGUCGAGGUAUCGUCAACCCAGUCGGAAAUCGUUAUGAACGCUGUGGUAACUGUAAUGAAAGACAGGGACAUUGACAUUAAAAAGACGAGAUUUUCGUGUCUCGACGGAACUAACUCCAUGUCAGGAGAACAUAAUGGUCUCCAACGGAGGAUAAGAAACUAUGCACCUCAUGCAAUUUAUGUCAACUGUCGCUGCCAUCGUCUCGCUUUGUGUUUUAAGCACUUGAUGGACGAUUUCCCAUGGCUCAAAACAAUCGAUGCGUUGCUUUUAGGUCUGUGGAAAACUUUCCAUUUCAGCAGCAAGAAUCGAUACAUCCUGAGAGAAAUUCAAGAGGCGUACGGGUUGAAGGCUCUGAAUGUCAUAAAAGCUGCUGUUACGCGAUGGCUCUCUCAUGGCGCUGCUUGCAAACGCUGUAGAGAGAGAUAUGGGAUGAUCAUUUCGGCCCUUGACGAUAUUGUUACUCGAAAUCCCAAGCCCGAAUUGAUAGGAUAUCGAUCUGAGCUUUUGAAUGUGAACACAGUUCUCCAGAUAACGUUUCUCGAAGAUGUGUUAUCUGUAAUCAAUGGUCUUUCAAUGGUUUUACAAUCUGAUCAUAAAGAUUUUGGUGCAGUACGACGUGUUAUGGCUACCACAAUUUCUAUUUUGAGAGAUAUGGCGUCGAAUAAAAAUAGCAUUUAUUUGAAAAGCUUUAAUUCACACAAAGAAAUUCUCACGCAAGUUGAAUCGUUCACGAAACAGAAUGUUGCUUCACGCGGAACUCGCAAAAGAUUGAAAGUCGACUAUUCUAUCAAUGCUGAAGAAUUCCAUGAGAAAUACGGUAGUCCAUUCAUCACAGGAUUUAUAGGAGAGAUGGAAGCAGCAUUCGAUAUGUCCUGCAUGGCACCCGUGGAAUCUUUAUUAGUUUUUGAUCCUGUUGGUAUACCAGAAUCGACUGACGUAACAUUUUCAAAUUAUGGCAACGAUUCCUUAAAAGUGGCGUUUGAUUUUUACGGCAACUCUGCUAAAGAUACCUAUCAAGGCCGAACAGUGUUAAGCAAUCCUAUCAUUGAUUGCACAAACGAGUCUCUUCAAAUGGAAUACGCGGGUUAUAAAAAUUAUGUCACAACUCGUAAGAUUGCAUUGAGGGCCGAAUUAUCCUGUGAAGAAAAGAGCGCUAAAGCCAAACUCCUCAACGCUGAAGCUGACAAGCGGAAGACAAAACGGGAGAUUAAGGCAAUCCAGGAUGACUUAAAAAGUAUUGUCGACAAGAAACGAUCACCUUUAACAGCAAUCGAUCUCUUGCGUGAUAGCGUUGUUUCUUCUGCCUUCCCGAAUGUUCGAACUCUGCUUCGUCUAUAUGCUCUUGUGCCUCAAUCAGAGGCUGUGGUGGAACGUGGUUUUUCUCGUAUGAAGCUCAUCAUGAACGACAAACGGACCAAUCUCGACCAAAAAAGUUUAGAUGCCUUGAUGCGCAUCUCGCAUGCAACAAAUCCUCUAUCCAAUAGGGAAGUCGACAGAGUUUUACAGAUUUGGAAAACAAAUCGUAACAGACGCAUAUUUUCAUCGGAAAUAUAGUAUCUUUCUCAACGAAAAAAAUUGUUAACAAAGUCUCUGUGAAAAUAAGCUAAAGUUUCGGAAUGAUAUAGAACAAUACUUUUUCGCCGAGAAAGAUUUAUGCAUAAUAUACUUUGUUGUAAUUUGAGUACAAUUUAAGAAAGGGACUGUGGUCAGUAUUUUGCUAAUCACGCAAUCAUUGUUUCUUCGUUCGUUCAUAAUGGUACCGGCAACGGCGUAGUCGGCGUGACUGUUUCGUCGACUAUCGUUGAUGGUUGUGAUGUAGUUGGGCUUGUGCUUUGUGUUUCUAAAUGAAUACUAAUGGAAACAAGUACUGAUGAGAAGAAACAACUUGGUUGAAUGUUAUCAAAAUAAGCCUGGGAAAUGCUAUAUUAGCCAUUCUAGAGCGUUCACAAACCCCAAAUUUUUUUUGGCCCCCAACCAUGGUGGGGGCCAUUUUUUCCACUGCCCUUUUUGUAAGCAUAGGUACGCUGCCUCCAAUUUCUAGAUUAGUGCCUGGAACUAUUCAAUAAUUCCGAGAUCUAAACAAAUGGAAGUGUCCGACCAAGACUGAAAUCUAUCGGACGUUUUGUCCGACGAAAGUUUAAAACGGGCUACGGACAUGUCCGACCAAACUGGAAAUGUGGCGGACAUUUUGUCUGACGAGUCUCCAAAAAUUAUUUCGAGGGCUGUAUGAUAGUCUAAUUAGUCUACGAUAGCCUUUUUAGGCGAUUUAUCUCUCCUAAUUAGGCUAUUAACAUGGUUUUUGCUGCCUAUUGCUGUUCUGUUACAUAGUCGCAAUGAUUUUAUUAGCUAAAAACAUUCUAUAGAACCUCCUUUUGGUGGUCCAAAUAUAUUUUUCUUUAUUAUUUGCGCUGUCAGAAGAUAUAGCGUUAAGUUUGUUUUGAUUAAGAACGCAUGCGCUG
This is a messenger RNA of Hydractinia symbiolongicarpus, 4260 nucleotides long. Its product is annotated as E3 SUMO-protein ligase KIAA1586-like. The transcript has 3 exons. The coding region runs from base 827 to 3355 and encodes 842 amino acids. Gene Ontology annotation, molecular function: protein dimerization activity. The record is from RefSeq and is a predicted model, not a curated record. NCBI's taxonomy places the organism in Eukaryota, Metazoa, Cnidaria, Hydrozoa, Anthoathecata, Hydractiniidae.